AUGGCGGGCGCGGUGCGGCAGCCGAUUGAUGAAAAGGCAUUGGCAAAGUACAUUGACGACAAUGUGCCGAUUAUCAAGACGCCGAUUGAGCUGAAGCAGUUCGGCUUCGGGCAAUCCAACCCAACGUACCAAAUCACCGACUCCACAGGCCAGCGCUACGUCCUGCGCAAGAAGCCGCCCGGCAAGCUGCUGUCCAAGACGGCGCACAAGGUGGAGCGCGAGUACCGCGUGCUGCACGCGCUGGAGGCGACGGACGUGGCGGUGCCCAAGACGUACUGCCUGUGCGAGGACGACGGCGUGGUCGGGACGCCGUUUUACAUCAUGGAGUUCCUCGACGGGCGCAUCUUUGAGGAUUUCCUGAUGCCCGGGGUGAGCGCGGAGGAGCGGACGGCGCUGUGGAGGGAGGCGGCGCGGACGCUGGCGAGGCUGCACGCCGUGGACGUGCGCAGGGUCGGGCUGGAGAGGUUCGGCCGCGCCGAGGGCUUCUACGCGCGGCAGACGGAGACGUGGGCGACGAUUUGCGAGAGCCAGGCGAAGGCUGUGGAUGUCGAGACGGGGGAGCCGGUGGGACAGUUGCCGCAUUUCGAGGAGCUGGUGGGAUUCUUUCGGGAUGAGAGACUGAGGCCGAGGGAUCGGGCGACGCUGGUGCAUGGGGAUUACAAGAUUGAUAAUUUGGUGUUUGAUAAGAAGGAGGCCAAGGUGAUUGGCAUUCUCGACUGGGAAAUGUCCACCAUCGGACACCCGCUGUCGGACAUUUGCAACCUCAUCACGCAGUUCUACCUCGCCCGCUCGCCGGGGGCAUCCGCCUACGCCGACAGCGCCAACUUCCUGCCCGGCAAGACGCCCGGCCUGCCGCAGCCGGACCAGAUCGUGCAGUGGUACACCGAGGUGUCGGGCUACGACCCGCGGCCGGACCUGGCCUGGGGCGCGGCGUUCAACAUCUUCAAGCUGGCGGGCGUGUGCCAGGGCAUCGCGGCGCGGUAUGCGGCGCGGCAGGCGAGCAGCGCCAAGGCGAGGAUGUAUAUCCAUACGAGGGUGCCGCUGGCCGAGUUUGCGUGGGAGCUGGCGCGGGAGGCGAGGGAUGCCAAGGGGACUUCCCCGACUUCUUUCUCAACCCCGUCCCCCAAUUCUCUCCCUCCUCCUUUUCCUCCCUCCAACCCUCACAUGACAGACCGACGCAGACGGAUCCGCGUCUCCGAGGAUGCGCCCGACGAGCGCCGCCCGCUGCUCAGCAGGCUGUCGACGGAACGGGCCGCCAAUGGCGAGCACGUCUUCAGCUGCCGCACGAACCCGCACAGCGACCUGCCCGUGUACACGAACAUCCAUCGCAUCCGGCGCGACAUUGUGAGCGUCGUCGAGGACUAUCUGACGCUGGAGCAGCUGCGGGAUCUCAAGAUUAACGUGACGGUGAUCCGGCCGCUGGUGGACAAGUUUUACGAGCUGGGCGACAUCUCGAUUGUCUACUGCCUCCUCGUCAACAGAGCCCAGUUCCUCGACGAAGAGUCCCGCUCCAGCAACCGCCAAAACGUAAACUGGACCCGCGCCACCCUCUGCGAGCUCAUCGCCACCCGCAUCCUGCGCCGCUUCGGCGAGGACAACGACGGCGGCGCCGACGGCCUGCUGCUGCUGGCGCACAUCCUCGUCGCCGGCUUCGAGCCCUUCCAGCACGCGCCCGCCCACGUCCGCGACGAGGUCGAGGACAAGGCCUGGUGGACCUCGCACCGCACCCUGCCCGCCCUCGAGGUCGCCAUCCUGACCGAGAGCAGGCACUUUCUCAGCUCGACGACGUGCCAGCGGGUCGUCGCGGCCAUUUACGAGGGCAGGGUCAUCUACACGCCGUCCACGUCGUGGGACAUCAUCCCCGAUCACUACAAGCUGAAGCCUAUCUCGCUGUACGAUCCGCGCGAGUCGCCGCUGCUGAACCAGUAUCGCCUGAUUGUACCGCGGACGCGCAACUAUCUCGAGGCGAUUCAGUUUACGAUUCUGCUGGGGCUGUAUGUCGCCGUCAUGGUGAUGCGGAGAAAGGGGGAGCUUCCGUAUCUGGAGGCGGCGUUUGCGAUUUAUGCGUUUGGGUGGUGCUUGGAUCAGUUUGCGACGAUUCUGGCACACGGAUGGAACGUAUACACACAGAAUCUAUGGUCCUUCCUCGACGUCACCUUUCUCUUCCUCUUCGCCAUCUACAGCGGGCUGCGCCUCUAUGGAGUGCAGACUGGAUCGGCGGAUCUCACCGAGCAGGCCUUUGAUGUCUUGGCUCUCGCGGCUCCCGUCAUAGUUCCACGCCUGGCCUUUAACUGGCUGUCUGACAACCUCGUCUUUCUGUCGCUGCGGUCUAUGAUGGCCGACUUCUUCCUCUUGACGGCUCUUUCGGCCUGGUGUUUCUUUGGAUUCUUGCUGUCUCUGCUGUGGCUGGGGCAGGGAGCCCACCCGCUGCUUACAAUAUCAAAGUGGAUGAUAUACAUCUGGUUUGGACUUGACGGAACGGGAAUCCACAGAUCGGUGGAAUUCCACUGGCUCCUGGGACCCGUCGUCAUGAUCACAUUUGCUUUCCUCGGCAACACUCUCUUCCUUACCAUCCUCGUCUCCAUGCUGUCCAACACAUUCAGCAACAUCUCCAGUAACGCUGCAGCCGAAAUACACUUUCGAAAGGCUGUCCUCACGCUCGAAGGUGUCAAGGCGGACGCCGUCUUUGCCUACCAGCCGCCAUUCAACCUGCUAGCCGUAUUCCUUCUUUUGCCGCUCAAGUUUGUCGUCAGUCCGCGCUGGUUCCACAAGAUCCAUGUGGCCACUGUGCGCCUGGUCAAUUUGCCCUUGCUGCUGCUGAUUGCCGUCGCCGAGCGCCGCCUGCUCUGGCCGGCCAAGACGUUUGAGACAGGUACCGUCGGCUCGCUGGCCCAGAAGUGGUUCUGGCAACGGUGGCAGCUCUCGGCCUUUCAGUAUAUCCGCGCGGUGUUUGACGUGCCACCUCCGGACGACGUGUAUGAUGACAUUGCCGUGGACGACGACUUGACGCAUCACCUCAUCCGGAGGCAGUACGCGCGGCAAGAAACUCACGACACAACGAGAAAGGCCUCGCGCCGAGACUCCAUGUUUGAGAUCCCGCCUAAGCUGCGUGGUUCGCUCACGGAGACGGGCGAAGACUUGAGCGAUUUGGCGGGCCGACUGGUAGCCAUGGAACAAGCCAUGGCGCGGAUGGAGGACAUGCUUUCGCGGCUUCUCCCGUCACAGGCUGACGAGGCCGACGAGAGUGAUACGCUGCCCGAGGGCGAUGGAACUACUCUGGCGUCGAAUUUCAAGGGGCGAGAGACGAAUUUUUGA
This is a messenger RNA of Trichoderma reesei QM6a, 3315 nucleotides long. RefSeq lists its product as uncharacterized. The transcript has 8 exons. Gene Ontology annotation, biological process: protein phosphorylation. Bases 1 to 3315 code for a protein of 1104 amino acids. NCBI's taxonomy places the organism in Eukaryota, Fungi, Ascomycota, Sordariomycetes, Hypocreales, Hypocreaceae. The record is from RefSeq and is a predicted model, not a curated record. Gene Ontology annotation, molecular function: protein kinase activity; ATP binding.